CAUAGAUGUAACCAGAAGUGGCCAGUGACGUAUUUAAGAAUGCGUGUUACAUUGUCCCGCCUCAUUAGUAGCUGUUAUAUCAUCGCUAUGAAAACAAAGACCAAAUUAAGUCUUUGUGCAUAUUGAAUUGUUAAUGUCAACAGCGUCUUUGGUUUUCAUAUUGAAUGCAGCCCCGUGCAGAACAGAUACUGUUCCGAAUACUGUGCAGACGGUGAAGCCAAAGGGCAUCCAUGGAUCCUGCGAUGGUCUGCAUCCGCGAAACAGGAAGUAGGCUAGGCUAGAAUCGCAUAAUAACUACUUACGUCAAAGUCGCCACGGUACUGACUGGCAUAACAUAUCACAGGUAUUGCACAAAUGUACAAACUCCAUAUUUCGUCAUCAUAGGCUCAGCGUUACACGUGUUUGGCUCGUGAAUUUUGGUGAACUGUCAGAGAGAUCAGAGUUCUAGGUGGUCGGCCCUCAGGAGCCUGUCCGGGAUCGGGUCGGGCGUGGUCGUGGACGGCUCCGUUUGGUCGAUGCCGGCGCGUUGAGCGGGUGGGGCAGGAUGAGCGGGGCGGCCCUGGGCAUCGAGGUCGUGGUGGUCUUCUUCCUGGCGCUGUUCCUGCUGCAUCGCUAUGGCGAUUUCCGGCGGCAGCAGCUCAUGGUGCUCUUCGGCACGCUGCUGGCCUGGUUCCUGUGCUUCCUCAUCGUCUUCAUCCUCCCGCUGGACGUCAGCACAACCAUUUAUAAGCAAUGCAAGAAGGACCAUGAGCAGCAUGAGGUUGUGACUGCGUCCAAUCAGACCAUGCCCAACUCCCCCGUCUCUCUGACAGAAAGCGUUCAUGAGUGCUACAGGCCGUGGAGCUACAUUCCUGAAGGAAUAAUGCCCGUGUUCUGGAGGGUUGUGUACUGGACCUCACAGUGUCUGACCUGGCUGCUCCUGCCCUUCAUGCAGUCGUACGCUCGCUCCGGCGCGUUCUCCAUCACGGGGAAGAUCAAGACGGCCCUCAUCGAGAACGCCAUCUACUACGGCACGUACCUGCUGGUCUUCGGGUCCCUGCUCAUCUACGUGGCCGUGCACCCGAAGUGGCGUUUGUCCUGGUACGAGCUGCAGACCAUCGGCAUCACGGCGGCCAACACCUGGGGCCUGUUCCUGCUGGUGCUGUUGCUAGGCUACGGCCUGGUGGAGAUCCCGCGCUCGUACUGGAACUCCGCCCGCCCCGGCUACCUGCUGGGCAAGACCUACUUCAAGGCCGCCAAGCUGAUGACCGAGAAGGCGGACGCGGAGGAGAACCUGGAGGACACCAUGGAGGAAGUGAGAAAACUCAGCGAGUCCAUCAAGUACAACAACCCUCUGAGGAAGUGCGUUGAUACAAUUCUGAGAAAGUGUCCGGUGGACUACCAGGAGAAGAUGGGGAGGAAUAUGGACGAUUACGAGGACUACGACGACCAACGGAGCACUUACCCCAGCGAGAAGAGCUUCGCCAAGCUCCAUAAACAGGUGAUCUAUGCGGUGCAGCGGCAGAACCGGACGCAGGUGCAGUGGCGGAUCCUGCUGGAGCAGGCCUUCCACCUGGAGGACGUGGCCCGCAAUGAGACCAGCCCCUCCCGCCUGUUUGUGCGCAGUUUCCCCCCCCCGGAGCAGCGCGGCUGGGUCAGCAGGGUGCUCUACCCCCCCACCGUGGAGUGGUACUGGGAGUGUCUCCUGAGGCAGUGGUUCUACCGGGCCCUGGCGGUGGUUCUGAGCCUGUUCUCCGUGGCGGUGGUGUGGUCCGAGUGCACCUUCUUCAGCACCCGGCCCGUCCUCUCCCUCUUCGCCGUCUUCAUCCAGCUGGCCGAGAGAGACUACAACUACCUGUACAUAGAGAUGGCGUGCUUCAUCACCAUCUUCUUCCUCUGCACCUGCGUGUACUCCACCGUGUUCCGCAUCCGAGUCUUCAACUACUACUACCUGGCCCCCCACCAUCAGACCGACGCCUACAGCCUGCAGUUCAGCGGCAUGUUGUUCUGCCGCCUGACUCCGCCCCUCUGCCUGAACUUCCUGGGUCUCAUCCACAUGGAUGCGGCCAUUUCGCACCAGGACAAGGAGCAGACUGCGUACACCUCUAUCAUGGGAUCCAUGACGGUUCUGUCUUUCAUCGCUGACGGCUUCUACAUUUACUACCCCAUGCUCAUCCUCCUGCUGUGCAUCGCCACCUACUUCAGCCUCGGGACCCGCUGUCUCAACCUGUUGGGGUUCCAGCAGUUUGUGGGUGACAACGAGAUGACCUCCGACCUCAUCGACGAGGGCAAGGAGCUCAUCCGCCGAGAGAAAAGAAAAAAGCAGAGGGUGGAAGAUGGAGAGAAUCGUAGAAGAGACUGGCGGGAGCGCUAUGGGAAUCAUCGGGAGGACUAUCCCACACGGAACCGGAACGCCUACUCAGAGCUGACGGAGUCCGGAGAGCCGGAGGCAGCCGGGGCAAACAGACAAGGAAAGUUCUCCCGCCCCAGCGCCCGGCCGGAGAGGGACCGGACGGAGAGGGACCGGACGGAGAGGGACCGGAUGGAGCUCCUGCACGAUGUGGAGCCGCUGGAUUUCAGCGGAGACGCCGUCCUGGAAGAGCCCCUGGAGCCCGAAGGUGGAAGACACACAGGUGGGCGGUACCUGUCCAUGACCUCGUCCCACAGCCGAAUCUUCGACGACGUCUGAGCGAGGGAUUGGACAAGGAGAAGGAGAGGGAGAGAGAAAAGAGGGGGUGUUUACGCAGUCCUGUGGGGAGCGCAGUGAAGUGUUCAGUGUUAAUUCAGCUCUUACAGAGUUCGUAUAAACCCACCCUGGCCAUAGUGGCCUCAUAUACACUCUGUAUGUGGUGUUAUAACCCUGGACAUUUUCCAGUGAAGACUCUGGUCAGAAGAGUGAGGCUCUCUGGCCUCUGUGAAUGCAGCACAUUACCUCUCUUGUACGUGAGUGAGAUGCACUUUUUACACGCGGACUCCAUUUUAAACAAGUUUCCUCCGGGAGCGUUGAAUAUCACAAAUUCUGCCACUUCAUCGGGUUCAAAUCCGGAAACGUGCUCGUCGUUUUUGUUCUUGUUAUUUCGGUCAUGAGGGACGUCUGUAUCUGAAGUAUUUAUUUAUUUGAAGGGAAAGAAAAGAGUGAGUGUUUAUGAUCCCCUCAUCAAUCCUGCAGGGAUGACUCAGGCCAGAGGAGUGAGGCUCUUUGGUCUGUGAAUGUGCAUUACCUCUCAAGUCCCAAAACACGUUUGUCCUUUUGUUCUUCUAUUGGAGGGUCAUCUGCAUCUGUAUUUUUCCGCUGGCAGGACCUGGAGUUGAGUAGCAGUGGAGCAGGUUAUUCACCAAUCAACUAUGAAUCUUUUUUGUAAAUAUAACGAUAUUGUGAAUUUAUUUUAAGAAAGGGAUUCUUCCUUUGUGUUUUAGUGAGGCUGUCUUCCAGUCUCUGUUUGGCUUGGUGUGAUUCUUGGUAGUGUAUAAUGAGCAUGGGUAUAGUGAAGCCCUUCUGGGGGUUCUUUGCUUUGCUGUUGAGGCGCGGACCCAGUUGCUGCUGGUGUUCUGCAGACCUAACAGGGCAAAGCGCGGGUCGUUCCAUGACCUUUUGACCUUCGGAUUCAUGUCUCUUCCUCUGCCCCUUUCUCCUCGUUUUGUUUUGGCUUGCAUACACAACAUUUGCUUUUAUAAUGGUUUGAGUCAAUGACUGACAGCGUUCACCUCAGUUCACCCUGAUGAUGAAGGCACACGUCAUGUGACAUUACACAGCUCAGUGAGUCUCGGUUCAGCCGAGCCUGGGCCUGCUCGGUUCCGUUAGGAGUCCGGAAGGUGCCUUGGUCUGAAAAUGUUUGGAGACUGAAUAGAUCAUGGGUGACAUAUUUCUGUGUGAAAGUCAGACAUUUCUAUCUGAUGCGUGUCACUGAAAUUGUGUGGUCUACUUUUAAUGUGAAAUUGGUGACCAUUUAAGUUUUUGUUCAGUGAAGUUCCAAAUUAAAAGUUAAAUUGAGGGAGAAACUGGCUAACGCUUUCUGAUGACAGUGGAGUGGCAGCUAACUGCAGGUCAUCCAUUCUCAGUGUGCUUUUUUAAAAUUGACGAUCUUAUUUUUCAGCUGAAAAUCUCACCCAAGAUGGUUUAAAAUGUUCACCCUAUUUAUGCUGUAACCCAUUUGUGUGGCUUCUUCUUUCAUUGGAACAUUAACUGGUGUUUGGUACCUUUCUCAAAGGCAUAGGUGAGAGAACUUUACCUCGAGGUUAUAUCCAGGUACCUCACUGUUGCGUCGUACUGUAUUUCUUUCUUAUGAGAAUGUCAUCUUCAGUACAAACCCUCCACUUGGACCACGUUUCCAUACAAUAUAUCCUUUUAUGAACUGCACCACAGUCAUAACACUGUUUUGAAAUGCUUUGUCAUUCUGUGUUCGUGUAAUUGUUUGCUGAUAUUGCAUUGGCAUAUAAAGAUUUAAAGUCUACUCUUGGUACAUAUACCGCAUCAUGGUGGACCCCCCCACCCCCUGACCCCUCCCAUCCACUGAGGUCAGCUCCAUAAACCCACAAUAUCACAAUUACAUUUUGAGGAUGGACUGAGAUUUUUAUUUGAUCAGCCGAAAUGGAAGAUUGCAAGUCAUAUGCACAAAAUUCACACGUAUAUUUCCAAAUUGACACAAUAGUGGUAAAUGGAAUGAAUGUU
Messenger RNA from Anguilla anguilla (European eel), 4648 nucleotides. It is a transcript of the gene lmbrd2a, whose product is annotated as LMBR1 domain containing 2a. The record is from RefSeq and is a predicted model, not a curated record. Gene Ontology annotation, cellular component: membrane. Gene Ontology annotation, biological process: adrenergic receptor signaling pathway. Bases 545 to 2668 code for a protein of 707 amino acids. The transcript has 18 exons. NCBI's taxonomy places the organism in Eukaryota, Metazoa, Chordata, Actinopteri, Anguilliformes, Anguillidae.